GAGGGGCAAGGAAGACAUGAGUGGAAGGGAGCACUAGCGACCAGGAACGGGCAGAAUAAGAGAAGUGGAGAGAACAGAGGAAAGGGAAGGAGGGGAACGAUUGGACUGACGAAUCGAACGAACAGAUAGACUGCGAUAACGUGGAGGUGGAGCUGUACUUAUCGAUAGCACGUGACUGGGGCGGAACAGUGCGGUAAGAUGGUAGAACGGUGUGGUACUGGGACAGAUUAGUCUUGGGACGGUACAGUUCUAGGACGGGAGGAUAUGCCUGGGGCUUGAAACUUUUGUUUAUCGUCUUUUCUUAAUGAAAUGGGUUGAAUUGUUUGAGGACAUGGAGUGUGCUGGGACAAGCUAGUGUUGGGACAAAGAAGUUUUAGGACAAUGGGAAUGUUGUCUUGGGACACUGUACUGCCGGGAAGUAGGUCUUAGUAAGGCUGGUCCUUUGUCAUCUUUGGGAGAAGUGGGGCGUUGCUAGGCAGGUGACUUGGUGAAGUGGAUAAACGCGUGACGCGUUAGGUGAGGAUGCCUUAUUUGAACUUCCACCCUUCAUCACCACUUUGGAGUCUUUCUUACGGUCGCGAUGGCAGCGCAGCCCGAUUUCCGCCAAGUUGCGGGUGCCUUUACUACACUUGCUGAGCAGAGUGCUUUGCUACCCAAUCUUCCGGCUGUGAAUGGAGGUGGGGAACUCCUGGGAUUGAUGCAGGAGAUGCGGAGGGAGAUGACGCGGUUAGCUACCGCUGUUGGGCGUAUAGAAACGCGUCUGAGCGCAGUGGAAGCGACGCUUGGUUCCCUUGGGGAACGAUUAGCUGCAGAGAGCGCAAAUAACCUGGCGAGAUCAUUGAAUGGGGCAGCGAAUGGUCAGGUGUUACAGCCACUACGGAGUUUGGUCACGGGACGAUUUGUUGAGUCAUUCCCUCGGACGUUGGCGGAACUUGGAGACAUGAAUGGUGACUUUGUGACAAUGAAUACAACCAGUAGAGAUACUGGCCAUGGAUGA
Verticillium dahliae VdLs.17 is the source of this 997-nucleotide messenger RNA. RefSeq lists its product as uncharacterized. Lineage: Eukaryota; Fungi; Ascomycota; Sordariomycetes; Glomerellales; Plectosphaerellaceae. The transcript is spliced from 3 exons. The record is from RefSeq and is a predicted model, not a curated record. Bases 581 to 997 code for a protein of 138 amino acids.